UCGCUCCGUUUCCUGCACACAAACAAAACUUUCCUGCCUUCCUGGGCAAUAUUGGGCUCCCCUGUGCUUUGACAACCUGGAAUAUUGGAUUCCCUCACUAUUUCUGAGGAAGAGAAAAACUAAAAGUAUAUAUUGGCAGGAUGUACAGCUUCAUGGGAGGAGGGUUAUUCUGCGCUGGAAUUGGGAACAUACUCCUCAUUGUUUCUACAGCAACGGAUUACUGGAUGCAGUACCGCCACUCCAGUAACUACAUGCACCAGGGCCUGUGGCGGUACUGUGUGCCUGGAAAAUGUAUGACGCACACAGACAGCAUCGCGUAUUGGGAUGCCACCCGGGCCUUCAUGAUUCUUUCCCUCCUGGCUUGUUUCAUUGGUAUCGUGAUUGGCAUCAUGGCCUUUAUCCACUACUCCUCCUUCGAUGGGUUUGACAAGACAUUUGCAGCUGGGAUCCUCUUCUUCAUCUCUUGCUUCUUUGUGCUGCUGGCAAUGGCCGUCUACACCGGGGUGACAGUGAAUUACUAUGGGAAACGCUAUGGCAGCUGGCGAUUCUCCUGGUCCUAUAUAAUGGGUUGGGUGGCGGUGGUGCUCACCUUCUUCUCAGGUAUCUUCUACAUGUGUGCCUACCGGAUGCAUGAAUGCCCAAGAAACUCUAACCCACGCUGAAACGCUUACUACUACAGCCACUCAUACCUCUACCAAUACAUGGCUAAGAUCAACGAAUGCAGAUGGCCAUUUUUCCAACAACAUACUGUUAAUCAGUACAAUCAAUAAGAAGCUAAAUAAAUGUGAA
Cyprinodon variegatus (sheepshead minnow) is the source of this 789-nucleotide messenger RNA. Its product is annotated as lens fiber membrane intrinsic protein-like. Gene Ontology annotation, cellular component: plasma membrane. The coding region runs from base 141 to 662 and encodes 173 amino acids. Gene Ontology annotation, molecular function: structural constituent of eye lens. NCBI's taxonomy places the organism in Eukaryota, Metazoa, Chordata, Actinopteri, Cyprinodontiformes, Cyprinodontidae. The record is from RefSeq and is a predicted model, not a curated record. The transcript is spliced from 5 exons.